CCGCCAACUCACUCUCGCCAGCUAGCUAGCUCCACCACCGUCUUCUUGCACUUUGCUUCGCUGGCCAUCGGUAUCGAUCGACAUCUCCCCAUCGAAUAGAUCGUCGUCGUCGUCCAUGGAUGAAGUGUGGUGCGGCCUCGACCUGCAGCAGCUGCAGCUGCAGGCCGGCGACCCCCUCGCCGCGCCCGCCGGCCUCCACGACCAAGACCCCUUCUGGCCGGCCGCUCUAGCGGACUGCGCCUCCAGCUUCCUCGCCGCCGACACCGCGUGCUUCGGCGGCGUCGCCGACAUCGACCUCUCCGGCGGCUCCGCGGCCAGCGGGAAGGCGGCGGCGGACGGCAUGGACACGGCCAGCUUCUUCGCCGCGGACGACGGCCACCACCACCACCUGAUGCCCCAAGAGCAGCAGCCGGUGCACUCGUCCUCGUCGCUCUCCUCCAAGCGCUCCCUCUCCGUCGACAGCGGCGGCUCCUGGUCCACCUUCUUCCCGCUCGACGACGCCUCCCUGGCCGCCGCGGGCGGCCUCUUCUCGACGCCCUCGCCCUCGCACGCCGCGGCGCCGGCCGCUUUCGCCGCCGGCGAGGACGAGGCGCUCAUGCGCGCCAUGAUGGCCGUCAUCUCCUCGGCGUCGCCCUCCUCCUCCGAGUCCUCGUCGCCGCCGCUGGGCCAGGACUACACCACGGCCGCGCCGGCCGCCGUAGUGCAGCCGCGCCCAGCAAGCGGGGGCAACGCCACCAGCCACGUGACGGUCAGGAGCAGCAGCCUCGCUGUGGGGCCGGAGAGGACCGCGUCGCUGACCAGCGCUGCCGCCGGCGGCUGGCAGCAGCAGGAGGACGCCAAGGCCUGCAGCAACAACAGCAGCCAGGUCUACCACAUGAUGUCGGAGAGGAAGAGGCGGGAGAAGCUCAACGACAGCUUCCACACACUGAGGUCCCUCCUCCCACCGUGUUCCAAGAAGGACAAGACAACGGUGCUGAUCAACGCGGCGAGCUUCCUGAAGACGCUGGAGGCGCAGGUCUCGGAGCUGGAGGAGAAGAACACCAAGCUGGAGAGGUACGUCCCCCGCGAGGGCGGCGCCGGCGCCGGCGCGGCGGCGGCGCACCGGAGAGCCAAGGUCCGUAUCAGCAGGGCGGGGCCGGAGGAGCGGCAGGUGAGCCUGACGGUGAUGGUGAUGGUGGAGUGCGACAUCGUGGACCUGGUGCUGCACCUCCUGGAGUGCCUCCGGUGGAUGAGCGGGGUGAGCGUGCUGUCCGUCGACGCCGACACCUACUCGCCGCAGGCGCCGCUCAAGGCCCGCGCCAACAUCAAGCUGCAGAUCAUGGACGGCGACUGCUGGGACGAGGCGCUGUUCCACGAGGCGAUGACGAAGGCCGUGCACGAGGCGACCUCGUCUCCCUCCUCGUCCUCCUGCGCCGCCCCGGCUCCGCUCGUGGCCGCGGCCUACUAGGCAGGAGCAGGGGGCGGGCACGUAAGCCCCCACCGCCUCGGUUUCUUCCGCCACAGGUUGGCUGUGAAGCGACCGGUUCAGCCAUGGCCAUGCGCGCGUGCUCCCUCCGAUCCGCAUUGGGCUCGAUCUAUCGGCAGUCAUGCAUGGUUGGACUUUGAAGGGGUAAAACCAAACGUGCCGGCGCCGCUGACGGACGACGAUCAUCGAGUUCGGCCUGCGGUUCUCCUGUAAGCCUUGGGCGGUUAAUUAGAAAAGGUUAUGCAACUACACCUUAGUCUCUGGUUAUUAGCGAAGUGUAAGAAGCCCUGUGGCUGCCCUAGCGCGGUCAGAGAGGUUGCAGAUGAUGAUGGCAUUAUGAGAUUGUAGGUUGUGUGAUGCAUGGCUAGUGAUCGGUAUUUAGUAGUAGCAUGUGUUGGCAUUUGGAACCAAGUUAGUGGAGGGAUUUUGUACAUAGGAAAUGAAGCUCCCAUGACUAUGAGCAGUUCGUAUAUGAAUGAAGAAACGUGCACACGCGGAAGGAAUCAAGUUCA
Molecule: messenger RNA, 1977 nt
Organism: Panicum virgatum (switchgrass)
Lineage: Eukaryota; Viridiplantae; Streptophyta; Magnoliopsida; Poales; Poaceae
Product: putative transcription factor bHLH041
Exons: 4
Coding region: 116-1447 (443 amino acids)
Molecular function (GO): protein dimerization activity
Source: RefSeq, a predicted model, not a curated record